GCCAGCGCGCUGUGGCAGAAGGGCCGCGCGCGGGCCAUGUCCUCGAGGCCCCUGUGGGCGCGGAGCGACCACAGCCUGACCGAGCCGGACGAGGCCGACCUGCUCGCGGUGGCGGAGUCCGAGGAGGACGGCAGCACGCAGCGGACGGGCACCGGCGCCGCCGCUCCUAGCUGCGCCGGGGUCUCGGAGGAGACGGUGGCGUUGCUGAGGCAGGUGAACCAGCUGGAGCGGCGGAGCGCCGAGCAGGACUCGGCGCUGGCGGAGCUGGCGUCCGCGGUCCGCAGGCUGCGCGAGAGGUCCGCGGAGGCGGAGGAGAAGGAGGCGGAGUGCCGGGCGACCUGCGAGCCGUGCAGCAGGUGA
This is a messenger RNA of Prorocentrum cordatum, 360 nucleotides long. Lineage: Eukaryota; Dinophyceae; Prorocentrales; Prorocentraceae. The record is from the annotation of a GenBank genome assembly.